CUUUAAUGGAUGGUUUGGGCAAUUAUCACGUUCCGAAGCGCAAACAUUCUCUUAUCCGUAAGUUGCGAGACGACAGCUCACUUGCUUAAUCAAUAAUCGGAGUCGGGAAGGUUGGCCGAACUCUGCUGUUCGUCGGCUCCUCGUUGGAAACCUCAGGUAAAUGAGGGAAUUUAAGGAGCAACAUUGAAAUGGAUGUACUAAAAGAGGCAUAGAGUACAGCACGUGAUUCCAUUUCCACCUGUAACUCCAAACAAGCCCGAGACAACUCCCUUUUGCCUUCCAGGUUAUAAAGAGAAACCAUAUUUCUUCCAUGAAUUCUCUGUUUUUACAUUCGUCUCUUGGUCCAUCAUUUACUUGCAAACCUCAGCCAUGUUCUCUUAAGAGGAAUAUACAUAUAUGUACACUACGUGGUUCUCAUCAUAAUACUCGGAUAUUUGCUCCAGUAUUAUUUCCUUUCAAAUUGUAUCCAGCCAUACAUAUUAACAAAUCAAUCACCUGCUUUUCAACUCCUCCUAGUGAAGGUGUAGUAUCUGUAAUCAAUUUUGAAGAUUUAGUUGAGAAGGACUUUUCAUUUCUCGAUUCAGACGAGUUUAGUUCCACAGAAGAACAUGAUCAAAAGAUUAGGCGGAUUAUUUCUGCUGGAGAGAUUACAGAAAGUUCUCAGGUUAUGGUUUCCAUUUCUUCAGAAGGAUUUGUUGAUCAGUUGUUUGACUUAGCUCCUUGCCGAAGUUUGCUUGUUGUCCAUGAUUCUAUUCUAACAUUAGCUUGUAUUAAAGAAAAAUAUGACAAAGUUAAGUGUUGGCAAGGAGAAGUUAUAUAUGUACCAGAAAAAUGGGGACCUUUCGACGUUGUAUUUCUCUAUUAUCUUCCAGCCAUGCCUUUUGAACUUGACGCGAUUUUUGAAGCACUUUCAAAACGUUGUGUUGCAGGUGCAAGACUAGUUAUUAGCCAUCCCAACGGAAGGAAAGGAUUAGAACAAGAACAACAACAGUUCCCAGAUGUCGUAGUUUCGGAUUUACCUGAAAGGAUGAAUUUAGAGAAUGCUGCUGCAGAUCAUUCUUUUAACUUGACUGAAUUUAUAGAUGAGUAUAACUUUUAUCUUGCAGUUUUGAAAUUCCACAAGGAUAGAAGUUAAGUCUUAAUAUUUCAUCAAAGGCUAGGUCAGCGGUUCCUCAUCUAAUUCCAGCUGCAAAACUUUUGUGAUUUGGAUAAACAAAAUUUUGUUGUUUUAUCAUUUAUCAUUGGUACAGUACCUUACUAUUAUAUGAAAUCCUGAAUCAGAUCAAGUUCCUAA
Benincasa hispida (wax gourd) is the source of this 1294-nucleotide messenger RNA. RefSeq names its product DNA-directed RNA polymerase subunit beta. NCBI's taxonomy places the organism in Eukaryota, Viridiplantae, Streptophyta, Magnoliopsida, Cucurbitales, Cucurbitaceae. The record is from RefSeq and is a predicted model, not a curated record. Gene Ontology annotation, cellular component: chloroplast.